Molecule: messenger RNA, 1005 nt
Organism: Myxocyprinus asiaticus (Chinese sucker)
Lineage: Eukaryota; Metazoa; Chordata; Actinopteri; Cypriniformes; Catostomidae
Gene: dydc2
Product: DPY30 domain containing 2
Exons: 8
Coding region: 97-906 (269 amino acids)
Cellular component (GO): Set1C/COMPASS complex
Source: RefSeq, a predicted model, not a curated record
AAUACGUCAUUAUCAACUGUUAUAUUUCUUUAUUGAUAAUCGAUUAUUUGAAUAACUCUAGACAUUUAUUAAUAAGAGGUAGAUUUAUUUCAUCCGAUGGAUUCAGAGUAUGUGAAGCGGGUUUUGGGUCGAUGUCUGGCGGAGGGUCUCAGUGAACUGCUCGAACUGAAGCCGCCGGAUCCCAUUGAGUUCCUCUCACACUGGAUACUCCAAUAUAAACACAACCAGGAGCUCAUGAGAGAGAGAUCCGCUCAUCAACAGCAGUUAGAAGAGGAGCAGGAGCACGUGAGAGAGGAGUCACUCCAUCAGAAACUCCUGCAGGAGGAGCAGAACAAAAUCACAGCUGCACAGGAGGAGCUCAUGCGCACAGAAGAGCCUGUAUCAGAACCAGCACAUGAGAAAUCCAGUCCUGAACAUCUGCCCCCUGUAAAUGUGGGAGAUGAUGAGGUCACCAUUGAUCCUGGAGACCCGACGCCCACAGAUCAGACUGAAUCAGAUACAGUGAUGGAGGCAGUGAUGGAGAUCCCAGAGAGAUCAGAUCCACCACAGCUGAAUAACAGCACUGCAGAAGAACAGAAAGUAAAUAAUGAAGAAUCAGAUGAAGAUGCUGGUCAACAAACCUCAGACAUUGUGAACCCAGAAGAAUCACUUUCUGAAGAGCAGGACAGAGAUGCACAGCUGAAAGACAAGAGUGAAGUAGAUGUGAAUCCAGAGAAUGAAGCUGAACCAGAUGAAGAUUCUCACGAGAGACAGACAGAAACAGAGAUUCAUCCAGACCGUCUACAGAGUACAGAGAGCGAGCACGCAGACAGACCAGAGACUGAAGACACGGCAGUGAGACAUGAGGAGUCAGCUGACCCCGAACCACAGUCUGAAAGAGAGGAGGAAGAUGAAGACGAGGAGUGAGACUAAACCUUAACGGAUCUGUAUGGUGUCGUGACAGUCGAUCUGUGUUUGUCAUCGCUGAAUUAAUGUUAUGUAUCUUAAUAUUAAAUAAUAUUUGUG